Molecule: messenger RNA, 2224 nt
Organism: Gadus morhua (Atlantic cod)
Lineage: Eukaryota; Metazoa; Chordata; Actinopteri; Gadiformes; Gadidae
Product: RNA-binding protein 38
Exons: 5
Coding region: 248-1069 (273 amino acids)
Molecular function (GO): RNA binding
Source: RefSeq, a predicted model, not a curated record
GCAAUUUCAUCUCACAUAAACUGCAGGAUACUACAAUUAUACCAUUCCCAUUCCCAUUCCUAGUCUCGCUUGGGCAUUUAUCAACAAGUAGGCUUCCGCUAAGUAACAUCGCAUAUCAAAAAGGGGAGCGUUUCUUUGUCUCAUCGGUCGGGACAGGGAGGCGUGCAGCAACCAGAGGGUGGAGCAGGACGUGUGACGAGGCGAGGGAGACGCACCAGAAAGGUGCGUCAGGAGAAAGACGCUCCGCAUGCUCAUUGGACGAAAGGGAGGAGGAGGGCAGGAGGCGACUAGCGAGACCAUCUCUCUAUCUGCAGGAGACACGAGUCAACUGGUUGGAGGGACGUUAGAGAUAAUGCAUCCCACGGUAGAGAAAGAUACAACUUACACCAAGAUCUUCGUGGGGGGAUUACCGUACCACACCAGCGACGCGUCGCUGGGGAAAUACUUCGAGAGCUUCGGGGACCUGGACGAGGCGGUGGUGAUCACCGACCGGCAGACCGGCAAGUCCAGAGGAUAUGGCUUUGUGACCAUGAUGGACCGAGGGGCGGCAGAACGGGCCUGCAAGGACGCCAACCCCAUCAUUGACGGCCGGAAGGCCAACGUUAACCUGGCCUACCUCGGAGCCAAGCCCCGCAGCCCACAGACAGGUCUCUCUGUUGGAGUUCAGCCAGUCCAGCCUGCUUGGAUUCAGAGACAAUACGGGCUGGCCCAGCAGUACGUGUAUCCCCAGGCCAUGCUCCAGCCGGGCCUGGUCCUGCAGCCGCAGCUCAGCAGCCCCCCGGCCGCGCUGGCCUCCCACUACCUGGACUACAGCUCCAUGUACAGCCACUACGCCGGCCUGGCCGGGGGGGGCCUGGAGCAGUACCCCUACGCCCCCUCGCCCACCGCCGGGUACCUCGGCUACAGCUUCUCCCCGGCCGCCGCCGCCUCAGCCCCGGGACACGCCAUCAGCCCGCCCAUCCACGCGCACCCUCCUCUUCCUCCUCCUCCUCAGCUGGCCCCGCUGGUCGGUGGGCCGCCCGCCUCCUACCUCCACUACCCUCUCCUCCAGCCCGACCGCAUGCAGUGACCUUCCAGCACGUGAUCAGUGGCUGAUUGGUGGCCUAGGGGGGGGUUAUGGGGUUAUGGUGGAGCCACUGGUGCACUAUGAGCCCGUGACAUCAUCAGGGUGGAGCGUCGGGAGGGGAGGAGUUUGUUGACAUGUUAAAGGGCUUACGGACAGCACAUAUUUGGUCUUUUUUGGUGUACUUUGGUGUUAUUUGGUGAGGAGAGCUAUCCGCACAAAAGAAGAGCUGUUUCGAAGUGGGGGUGGGAGAAGGUAAAGAAAAUGUAUAAUCUGCAUAAGAGAGACAUUUGAGACAUUCUUUUCACCACUUUCUCGCUGAAGUGCUUCAUGUGUUGGAUGAGAAAGGCAUCCAGUGGACAUGUUGUGAGGGCAGUUCCUCCAGAGCCACUGGCCCGGGGCCGUCCUGAGAACAGUUCCACUUCCAGAGCCCCCCUCUGCAGGAACACAAUUUGUUGGCCUUAGGAAACCUCUCAUCUUAAAAAUGUUGUGCUCUCCUCUUUGUUCGUGUUUAGCGUUUUUACUACUGCAGAAAGCAAAAACAAUAAUAUUUAGACUCCAUUUUGUUGAAUGUCCUGUUGCUAGUUGGUGUUUUUAUCUACUGCUGGUAAGUUCUUAUACGAUGAUAAUCAGAGUUUGACUAAAUAUGCAAUUAGGGCGAUACAGAGAUGACCAGGGGAACGGUAGUCUACACUGACUGUAACAAACUCUUUUAUACUGCUUAACUGGAGAGAGAGCAAAAUGAACAAUUAAAACCCAAAUCCAUUCCUCGCAUCACAUUUUCAGACUGUUUUUAAACCUGUAAAUCUUUGUAUAACAGCACAGUCAUGUGUUGUAAUGCUACUUAAAAUGCACAUUUGUAAAAAAACAGCAAAAAAAAAAACAGCAAACGUCCUAGUAUUUGUGACUGUGCGCGAAGAUUAGCACAAUCAACUCUGUAUGGUCUGGGUGUAAGAAAGAACAGGAGGGACGGAAGGACACUCGCCGUGGGUUGCAGUGUCAGGACCCAGUUGUCCACUCUCUCUCUCAUUGUGUCUGUCAUCCCAUUGUUCUUAACCAGCUGCAGAGUGAACACAGAGGAGGCAGCGAUGGCACUCGGGUCCGUCCGUACAGUCGCUCCACAAGCCAUACAGCUAAUAAAUACAAGAGAUAUGCAAAAUA